Rhodotorula graminis WP1 is the source of this 393-nucleotide messenger RNA. RefSeq lists its product as uncharacterized. The transcript has 3 exons. Gene Ontology annotation, molecular function: DNA binding; protein dimerization activity. The coding region runs from base 1 to 393 and encodes 130 amino acids. NCBI's taxonomy places the organism in Eukaryota, Fungi, Basidiomycota, Microbotryomycetes, Sporidiobolales, Sporidiobolaceae. The record is from RefSeq and is a predicted model, not a curated record. Gene Ontology annotation, biological process: transcription by RNA polymerase II. Gene Ontology annotation, cellular component: RNA polymerase II, core complex.
AUGAACGCGCCUUCGCGUUACGAGAUGUUUGUGCUGGCGGACGGCGAGCCAAAGGUCACCGUCGACGAGGACACCAAGAUCCCGAACGCGGCGACGCUCACGAUCAACAAGGAGGACCACACGCUCGCCAACAUGUUGCGCUCUCAGCUGCUGCUCCUGCCGUCGGUCAUAUUUGCGGGCUACAAGGUGCCGCACCCGCUCGAGUCGCGCGUCGUGCUCAAGGUCCAGACGGACGGGUCCAAGACGCCCGUGAUUGCGGUCCAGGAGGCCCUCAGUGCCCUCGUCCUCCUCCUCGGCAAGAUCAAGGGCCAGUUCAGCCAGGAGGUGCUCAAGCACCGUGCGCUCGACGGCGCCGAGGACCAGUUUGGCGGAGCGGGCGAGGGCUUCUACUGA